Messenger RNA from Aspergillus nidulans FGSC A4, 1491 nucleotides. RefSeq lists its product as uncharacterized. Lineage: Eukaryota; Fungi; Ascomycota; Eurotiomycetes; Eurotiales; Aspergillaceae. The transcript is spliced from 2 exons. The record is from RefSeq and is a predicted model, not a curated record. Bases 1 to 1491 code for a protein of 496 amino acids.
AUGAAGCAGAAGGCGCCCCUUCUUCCUCUUCCAAUCGGGGUGAAGGUAUCCGAAGUGUUUGGAGGCUUCAAGUUCACCACAAAGGAUCACGCCCAGUACAACUCAUUCCCGCCAGAAUGGACUGUUUGCCUUUCAACAAAAGUCGCCCGUCCUCCAAACAGCAGGGAACCCGAAACGCGCGCGUUUACCACCCCUACCCUGGAGAAUGAUAGGCUGUAUCUGUCCUCUUUGUCCCUGCCUUCCUGUGAGGACCUGAAACCGGGCAGCGCGUCGACGAGAAUUGCAGCAAUGGUGUUAUGGGUCACAUUCUUCUGGUAUUUUCAGGAGCCAGAGCCUACGCCAGAUCCCUCCGAGCCACCCCAUCCUUCGACUGGACCCAAUCCGACCGGAUCAUGGCAUCUGAUCAUCGAACCGCGCGGUAUCCUGAGCCGGAAAGAUCAAAUAGUCAAGGUAGAACGGUUGGGCGUCUUUGCAAGUAAGGACUCUUCUGUUGGCUUGAAGAAGGAUACAAUAGAGCUGCCCCAGAUGUUCAUCAGCCAGAAAGCAUUCUGGGAGCUUGACCCUAGGGUCCAUCUCUUCAGCAUCAGCUCGGUGAUGCCGAACCCCGGAAAGUCAUACCCAGCCCCAUCUGGUUCACUUGAUUCGCUCGGAGUAGGGUUUCCCUUCGGUGCCGGCCCUAAUACAUCGGGCUGUUUCAUGCCUCCAUACUAUCCGCCGCAAGCUUUACAAUAUACAUAUACUGGAGACAUUCUUCACCCACUACGCCCAAAAGCAUACAAGCAAGGGGAGGUGUUUUAUGUCAGGCACAUUCAAAGUGGCAAGGACUAUCUGACCCUUCGAGUACCUGUCUUGCCCACCACGGAUGAAGCCCCAAGAAACAGACCACCAGGGGAAUCGAAUGGCUCCGCACCGGGACCUGACCUCUGCCUCGACUCUGAGCAAGCGAAUGACUUGAGGCUAGUCCAUGAAUGGCUGAGGACAAGACCACAAGAUACAGCUCUCCCGCGUCCGGCAUCAAUAGACGAGCAUGAGAGUUUCCUCGAAGACCGCAUGUGCAGCCAGAGUUCAUUUCCCGUUAUGGUCUGCUGGGACUCGGCCCCAACAGGGUACUGUGAGCUGUUUUGGGUCCUGGAGGACCCUGUUGGUCGUGUACUAGGUGAUGCUGGAGGGUUCGACCGUGGCAUACGAUGCUUGAUGGGGGAUAAGAAUUUUCUCGAGCCAAAACAGCUGAAGAGAAACAUAAGCUCCUUGAUCCAUUACUGUUGGUUGCAUGAUCAGAGGACAGAUACUGUGGUUCUCGAAUGCCGUGCCAAUAAUAUUGAGUACGCCUUGUCCACGAGAGUCUUAUCUAACCCAAUGCUAACAUACUGCAGUAUGAUAUCCACACUGGAGACGAUCGGACUCAGCAAAGUCGACAAUGUCAAGCCCCCGAGCGAAAACAACAUAAUUAUGCGCAUUCACAGGAGAGAAUGGUUGGCGCCAGUCAUUUAG